This is a messenger RNA of Adineta steineri, 1302 nucleotides long. The record is from the annotation of a GenBank genome assembly. NCBI's taxonomy places the organism in Eukaryota, Metazoa, Rotifera, Eurotatoria, Adinetida, Adinetidae.
AUGGUAAAUGAUACGGGUGGUGAAACUCGGGAUCAUCAAACAGCAGUUGCACGUCCAUCUCUUUUAUUAACUGGUCUUCGACGUUCAGGUAAAACAUCCAUACAACAUGUUAUAUUUUCCAAAAUGCAACCAUCACAAACACAAUUUCUUGAAUCAACACCACAAUUAACAUCAAAUCAUUUUUCUUGUGGUUCAUUUAUAAAUAUACAAAUACAAGAAUUACCCGGUCAAUUACAUACAUUUCCAUCAUCACAAUCUUCAAGUAUUUCAGGUGGAAAUAGUGGACAAGCAUCACCCUAUGAUGAUGAUACAAAUCUUGUUGGAGGAGGUUACAAUAUGGAACGUUUAUUAAAACAAUGUAAUGCGGUUGUAUAUAUAAUUGAUGCUCAAGAUGAUUAUAAUCAAUCAAUUGCACGUUUACAUUUAAUUAUACAAUUAGGUAGACGUGUAAAUCCGAAAAUACGAUAUGAAGUAUUUAUACAUAAAGUUGAUCAAUUAUCGGAAGAAGUUAAACGAGAAACUCAACGAGAUAUACAUAAUCAGAUACGCGAUCGUUUUGCAGAUUCCAGUGGUGCAAUCGAUCCAUGGUUAAGAACAUCGUUUAUGUCAAAUUCAAAUUCUCAAGAAAUUUUAAUAAAUUUUCAUUUAACAUCAAUAUAUGAUCAUUCAAUAUUUGAAGCAUUCUCGAAAGUUAUACAAAAAUUAUUACCACAAUUUGGUCAAUUAGAAUAUUUGCUCAAUCAUCUUUUAUCUGCAUCAAAUAUUGAACGAGCAUUCUUAUUUGAUAUACAAACAAAAAUAAGUAUUGCAACUGAUUCAGCACCAAGUGAUAUACAAAUAUAUGAAUUAUGUUGUGAUAUGAUUGAUUUAUUAAUUAAUAUGAGUGAAAUCUAUGGACAACCUAAUAUUAAUUGUAUACAAGAUACGGAAUGUGAAGAUGAUGAUAGUAAUAAUGAACCGGUAAUGAAUGGUAAUCAUUCGUCAACAACAAAUUCAUGUCGAAAUAGUUCUUUAGGUACGACACCAAUAACAAAUAAUCCAUAUACAUCAGGCAUUGAAACAACAAAUGAACCUGCAUCAAAUGUAUUUGAUUCAAUGUCAUCAAGUAUUAUAAAAUUAACCGGUCAUCGUGCACUCUAUCUCAAAGAAAUCAAUCAUCAUUUAGCAUUAAUAUGUGUUUUACGUGACGAAGCACUUUCAAAACAAGCUAUUAUUGAUUAUAAUGUUGAACAGUUUAAAGAAUAUAUUUUAAAAUUAUUUCGUUUAAAUCAGGAAAACUCCGAAUCUUCUAUGUCAUCAUAG